This is a messenger RNA of Oncorhynchus tshawytscha (Chinook salmon), 5785 nucleotides long. Its product is annotated as NLR family CARD domain-containing protein 3-like. The record is from RefSeq and is a predicted model, not a curated record. NCBI's taxonomy places the organism in Eukaryota, Metazoa, Chordata, Actinopteri, Salmoniformes, Salmonidae. Gene Ontology annotation, molecular function: protein binding.
CUCUCUCAACAGAACGGAUAAUAUCUUCCCAGGGAUUAUUGUAAAGUGUGUAGGGACAUUAAUGGUGUUAUUUCAGUAUAGUGAAUGACAGUUAAACACUCAGAUCUAACAGUCCAUUUCACCUGGGACAGGGGUCAGUGCUCUGAAAUGAGUCUCUCUGGGGAGAAAGAGGAGGGGGAUCCUGUCUCUAAAAUGAGACUCUCUGGGGGACAUGACACCAAAGCCAAGAGUCCAAUCAAGCAGGAGAGACCAGCCUCCCCUGUGCCCAGCUGUGUGUCCAUGAAGAGUGACCGGUCUAUGGGUGCACCUAUAAAGUUUAGAGAGGGAGACUUUUCUCUGAAACAAAGAUGUUUUGUCCCCAGAAACCAACAGAAGAGAUCAGAGUCAGAGAUUCUCAGUGGUCAGUCUUCCCAGAGUCAUCAAACAGACCUGGCCUCUAUAUUCAGUUUGCUUGAAGAGAAUAUUAUCACAUUUAUGAAGAACGAGCUGAAGAGGUUCAAGAGGAUUCUUAGUCCAGAACUCCCACAAGGCUUUGAGAGUCAGAAGCAGGAAGUGGUGGAUGCUGAAGAUGAGAAGCAGGAGAGCAGUGCCAGAGAGGGGGCUCUGAAGAUCACACUGCACGUCCUGAGGAAAAUGAACCAGAAGGAGCUUGCUGACACACUGGAGAAAAAUGAGCUUGCUGUGAUUUGCCAACGUGAACUCAAAUCUCAUCUAAAGAAGAAGUUUCAAUGUGUAUUUGAGGGGAUCGCUAAACAAGGAAACCCAACACUUCUCAAUAAGAUCUACACAGAGCUCUACAUCACAGAGGGUGGAACAGGAGAGGUCAAUAAUGAACAUGAGCUGAGACAGAUUGAGACAACAACCAGGAAACAAGCAAGACCAGAGACUGCAAUCAAAUGUAACAACAUCUUCAAACCCUUAACUGGACAAGACAAACCUAUCAGAACUGUGCUGACAAAGGGAGUCGCUGGCAUUGGAAAAACAGUCUCUGUGCAGAAGUUCAUUCUGGACUGGGCUGAAGGAAAAGCAAAUCAGGAUGUCCAAUUUGUUUUUUCAUUCCCUUUUCGGGAGCUGAAUUUGAUGAAAGAGGACAAACACACUUUGAUUGAACUUCUCAACCACUUCUCAAUGGAAACCAAAGAAUCAAGAAUUUCCAACUACGACAAGCACAAAGUUCUGUUCAUAUUUGAUGGUCUGGAUGAGUGCCGACUGCCCCUAGACUUCCAGAAGAACAAAAUAUGUUGUGACGUCACAAAGUCAACCUCAGUGGAUGUUCUGCUGACAAAUCUCAUCAAGGGAAACCUGCUUCCCUCUGCUCUCCUCUGGAUAACUACCCGACCUGCAGCAGCCAAUAAGAUCCCUUCAGAGUGUGUUGACCAGGUGACAGAGGUACGAGGGUUCAAUGACCCACAGAAGGAGGAGUACUUCAGGAAGAGAUUCAGUGAUGAGGACCUGGCCAGCAGAUUCAUCUCACACAUAAAGGCAUCAAGGAGCCUCCACAUCAUGUGCCACAUUCCAGUCUUCUGUUGGAUUUCUGCAACAGUCCUUGAACACAUACUGAAACAUAAGAGAGAAGAGGUGCCAAAGAGUCUGACUGAGAUGUACACACACCUUCUGGUGUUUCAUACCAAACAGAAGAAUGAAAAGUAUCUUGGGAAAGAAGAGACAGGUCCAGACUGGAAUAAAGAGAGCAUUCUGUCACUGGGAAAACUGGCUUUUCAACAGCUUGUCAAGGGCAAUCUGAUUUUCUAUGAAGAAGACCUGAAAGAGGCUGGCAUUGAUGUCAAUGAAGCCUCAGUGUACUCAGGAUUGUGCACACAGCUCUUUAAAGAGGAAUGUGGGCUGUACCAGGACAAUGUGUACUGCUUCGUGCAUCUGAGCAUUCAGGAGUUUCUGGCUGCUGUAUAUGUGUUCCUUUCAUUCAGCAACAACAAUGAGAAUCUAAUGGCCGAACCUCAAUCAACGUCCAGGAACUUUUUUGCGCUGUUCAGAAACAAGCCUGAAGUUACUUUCUACAAGAGUGCUGUGGAUGAAGCCUUACAAAGUGAGACGGGAAACCUGGACCUUUUCCUCCGCUUCCUUCUGGGCCUCUCACUGGAGUCCAAUCAGAAGCACUUACGAGGUCUACUGACAAAGACAAGAAGCAGCUCACAGAGCCAUGAAGAAACAGUCAAGUACAUCAAGGAGAAGAUCAGGGAGAAUCCCUCUCCAGAGAGGUGCAUCAAUCUGUUCCACUGUCUGAAUGAACUUAAUGACCAUUCUCUAGUGGAGGAGAUCCAACGCUACCUGAGAUCAGGAAGUCUGUCAGAAGCCAAACUGUCACAUGCACAGUGGUCAGCUCUGGUCUUUGUGUUGCUGACUUCAGAAAAGGAGCUGGAAGUGUUUGACUUGAAGAAAUACUCCAGAUCAGAGGAAGGUCUUCUGAGGCUGCUGCCAGUGGUCAAAGCCUCCAGAGCUGCUCUGCUGUCAGGCUGUGGAGUCACGGACAAAGGCUGUGCUUCUCUGGUCUCAGCUCUGAAGUCAAACCCCUCACACCUGAGAGAGCUGGAUCUGAGUAACAAUGACCUGAAGGAUUCAGGAGUGAAGCUGCUCUCUGCUGGACUGGGGAAUCCCCACUGUAAACUGGAGACUCUGAGGCUGUCAGGCUGUCUAGUCACAGAGGAAGGCUGUGCUUCUCUGGUCUCAGCUCUGAGGUCAAACCCCUCACACCUGAGAGAGCUGGACCUGAGCUACAAUCACCCAGGAGACUCAGGAGUCAGACUGCUCUCUGCUGGACUGGAGGAUCCACACUGCAGACUGGAGAAACUCAAUGUGGAACAUGGUGGAGAGUACGCAAUGAAACCUGGCCUUAGAAAAUAUGCCUGUGAUCCCACACUGGACCCAAACACAGCACACAGACUCCUCUCUCUGACUGAGGAUAACAGAAAGGUGACACGUAGCAGGGAGACACAACCGUAUCCUGAUCACCAGGACAGAUUUGAGGUCUGGCAGCAAGUGCUGUGUAGAGAGGGUCUGACUGGGCGCUGUUACUGGGAGGUAGAGGGGAGUGGGGGAUUGGCUGACAUUGGAGUGACAUAUAAAGGAAUCAGCAGGAGAGGAAGGGGUAAUGACUGUGUUAUUGGAUCCAAUGACAAGUCCUGGAGUCUGUUCUUUUCUGACAAAAGAUACAAUGCCAGGCACAAUAAUGCUCACAUUACCUUAGACGUCCCCCUCCAGUCCCACAGAGUAGGAGUGUAUCUGGACUGGCCAGCCGGCACUCUGUCCUUCUACAGAGUCUCCUCUGACACACUGACCCACCUGCACACAUUCUACACCACAUUCACUGAGCCCCUCUAUCCAGGGUUUAGGGUUUAUGAUGUUACCUCCUCAGUGUCCCUGUGUCAGGUGGUCCCUGUGUCAAACACAACAUGAUGUUUCACUCUAAUCAUGUGUUUUAUGUUUGAUCACAAUAUGACAUUUAAAUACAUGGAGGAACACACACACCAGUUUGGACCAGUUUAUUCCUGGAAAUAAUAACCAUGGUAACUCUGUGUCAAUGGACACACACACUCGCACACUGGACACACAAUAACACACACUGGACAAACUGGACACACAAUAACACACACUGGAUAUAUAUAGAUAUAACAGAAGCUAAUAGAACCAGGACACUUUGUCAGAAGAUAUAACAGAAGGUAAUAGAACCAGGACACUUUGUCAGAAGAUAUAACAGAAGCUAAUAGAACCAGGACACUUUGUCAGAAGAUAUAACAGAAGCUAAUAGAACCAGGACACUCUGUCAGAAGAUAUAACAGAAGCUAAUAGAACCAGGACUCUUUGUCAGAAGAUAUAACAGAAGCUAAUAGAACCAGGACACUUUGUCACAAGAUAUAACAGAAGCUAAUAGAACCAGGACACUUUGUCAGAAGAUAUAACAGAAGGUAAUAGAACCAGGACACUUUGUCACAAGAUAUAACAGAAGCUAAUAGAACCAGGACACUCUGUCAGAAGAUAUAACAGAAGCUAAUAGAACCAGGACACUUUGUCACAAGAUAUAACAGAAGCUAAUAGAACCAGGACACUUUGUCAGAAGAUAUAACAGAAGCUAAUAGAACCAGGACACUUUGUCACAAGAUAUAACAGAAGCUAAUAGAACCAGGACACUCUGUCAGAAGAUAUAACAGAAGCUAAUAGAACCAGGACACUUUGUCACAAGAUAUAACAGAAGCUAAUAGAACCAGGACACUCUGUCAGAAGAUAUAACAGAAGCUAAUAGAACCAGGACACUCUGUCAGAAGAUAUAACAGAAGCUAAUAGAACCAGGACACUUUGUCACAAGAUAUAACAGAAGCUAAUAGAACCAGGACACUGUCAGAAGAUAUAACAGAAGCUAAUAGAACCAGGACACUCUGUCAGAAGAUAUAACAGAAGCUAAUAGAACCAGGACACUUUGUCACAAGAUAUAACAGAAGCUAAUAGAACCAGGACACUUUGUCAGAAGAUAUAACAGAAGCUAAUAGAACCAGGACACUUUGUCAGAAGAUAUAACAGAAGCUAAUAGAACCAGGACACUGUCACAAGAUAUAACAGAAGCUAAUAGAACCAGGACACUUUGUCACAAGAUAUAACAGAAGCUAAUAGAACCAGGACACUUUGUCAGAAGAUAUAACAGAAGCUAAUAGAACCAGGACACUUUGUCAGAAGAUAUAACAGAAGCUAAUAGAACCAGGACACUUUGUCACAAGAUAUAACAGAAGCUAAUAGAACCAGGACACUCUGUCAGAAGACAUAACAGAUACUACUAAGCCUGAUUUCAGUCUGAACUCAUCUUUGACCAAAUGUGUAGCAGCAGUUUGCAAUUGUAUGUCAGAAUAGCUGUGCACAUAAUCCUUAUACCUCUUCAUGGACUACAGUUGAACAUUGUCUUGUUUUAGGGUGUGAACUGGUAUGGUCUGAUAUGAAUUACAGCAGUUAUUUUAACAAUGCUGGUUAUAAAUAUUGUUGACCUUCAUCCAUGGAGACCUUGACUUGCAUUACACUCGCUGCAGAAAAACAUUUUCAUGAAAUCAUGUGACUUCUAGCUAGAGAAAAUGAUUCCUAUAAACGUGCCCUGAUACAAGCAAGAAACAAGUUAUCGAUGAAACAGAAUGUGACAUAUCUGUUUGAUAGUUCACACAUUCAUCAGUCAGGGUUACUAUCUUGUCAUGUUUUUGACUAACCACAGUGGAACAUUCUAGUCUUUAAGGACAUUAACUGGCAGAACAGAUUUCAGCAAAGUAUGGUGUCAUUGUUUUCAGGAAGGUGUGCCCAUGGUCUUUAUACUGCGGUACAAAGGCAAAGAGCAGUUCACGUAAACAGCGAAUCUGAUAAAAACUGCAUUAAAGUAAGUUUUUUUGUCCAUGCAUAUCAACCAUGACCACUGAUCUGACCUAUGACCCCUAAAAUACAGAUACGGCACUCGGCCUUUGUAUGACCUUAAACAGCUGUAUGGGUAAUGCAAAAGCAAAGUAGAGUAUCUAGAAAUGUAAAUGUGUUGAUCCAACAUUUAGUUGUUUUUCUGUUUGAUUUGAACAGUUUGAGUUCUAACUACAUUCCAACUGUAUUUAAUGGUGUUUUGUAGUUGUGUUUUCAUGUUUUGACUGAUGUAUUGUAGUAACCCUCAACUGUAUUAAUGGUGUUUUGUACAUAGUUGUGUUUUCAUGUUUUGACUGAUGUAUUGUAGUAACCCUCAAGCUGUUUUUAGCCAUAAGGUUAUUUAAUCACGGAGAAUGUUCAUACUUAAUAAAUAUGUGAUUUUGUAUUACUA